AUGGAAGUAGUUAAAAAGGAGAUACUGAAGCUUUUAAAUGUGGGUGUGAUUUACCCUAUUUCAAAUAACAAGUGGGUGAUUCCAUUUCAAGUAGUUCCUAAGAAAGCAGAUAUCACUGUGGUAAGGAAUGAUGAGGAUGAGUUAGUGCCCAUGAGAGUCCAAAUCGGUUGGCAAGUUUGUAUUGAUUAUAGAAAGUUGAACACUGCAACUCGAAAAGACCACUUCCAUUUUCCAUUCAUCGAUCAAAUGCUUGAAAGAUUAGCGGGACAUGCUUAUUACUGCUUUCUUGAUGGUUAUUCAAGUUAUAAUCAGAUUGUUAUUGCUCAAGAAGACCAAGAAAAGAUCACAUUUACAUGCCCAUUUGGCACAUUUUCUUUUUCGUAG
Molecule: messenger RNA, 384 nt
Organism: Humulus lupulus (European hop)
Lineage: Eukaryota; Viridiplantae; Streptophyta; Magnoliopsida; Rosales; Cannabaceae
Exons: 1
Coding region: 1-384 (127 amino acids)
Source: RefSeq, a predicted model, not a curated record